This is a messenger RNA of Girardinichthys multiradiatus, 13850 nucleotides long. RefSeq names its product myosin XVAb (gene myo15ab). Gene Ontology annotation, molecular function: protein binding; ATP binding; cytoskeletal motor activity. The record is from RefSeq and is a predicted model, not a curated record. The transcript is spliced from 75 exons. NCBI's taxonomy places the organism in Eukaryota, Metazoa, Chordata, Actinopteri, Cyprinodontiformes, Goodeidae. The coding region runs from base 197 to 13540 and encodes 4447 amino acids. Gene Ontology annotation, cellular component: cytoskeleton; myosin complex.
GGAGCAUUCAUGGGGACCAGUUUUGAGCAGUGUGGAGCUACUAAAAACAGGUGGAUUUCUUCUAAAACUAAUGGUGAACCCUCAAAUAGUCCCAGUGCAAAAUCAUACAGUCACAUCUAAAACAAGAAACAAUUUAAAGGUCAGCAGCAUUGAAUCUUGUACUGGGGGCAUGGUGUGCUUCUAGCAACUGGUCAAAAUGCCUGGCAAGAAAGAUACCAAAAAGGACACCAAGAAAGGUGGAAAACCUGAACCAGAGAAAAAGAAAGAGGAUGACAAGAAAGCAAAAGAUGAAAAAAAGGGAGGAAAAGACGACAAAAAGGGAGGAAAGGAUGACAAAAAGGGUGGAAAGGAUGAUAAGAAAGGGGUUAAGAAGGGAAAAGAGGAGCCAUCCAAAGGAAAAGAUGAUGGGAAAAAAGGAAAAGACAAAAGGAAGGGGAAAAAAGUGGAGUCUGAAGAGGAAGAGGAGGAGCUACUGAGUGAUGAAGAAGCAGAGGAAGAGUUCAGUGAAGAAGAAGAUUAUGAGGAUUCAGAGGAUGACAAAAAGAGAAAAGGGCGAGGGGGUAAAGACAAGAAAGGUGGGAAAUCUAGACGUGGUGAUGACUCUGAAGAAGAUGAUGAAGACUAUGAUGACGAAGAAGAGGAGGACGAUGAAGGUGAAGCGGGUCACAGUAAAUCUAAAAAGAAAUCUAAAGAUGAUCGUCAUCAUAAAGGGGGAAAAUCUGAUGUGGGUGCGAAGAAGAAAAAAGGCAAAAUGAAGGAAGAAUUACACGCUCCAGUUAAAGUCCCAAAGAAAGGUCUGAAGAACAUGUCAAAAAUGUUCAUGAAGUUUUCUGGAAUCAAACGGCGCAAGAACAGUGUGAAGAAACUGAAAAGCACAUCACGUUUAUUCCUUGGUUUGGGAAGGAGGAAGAGCCGGCUUGCUAAGAAAAAACGCCGCAAGUCUAUAAUGAAGAACACCUCUCGGUUCAUGAUGAAAUUUAAAUCCAGCCAAAAGAAAAAAAAGGAGAAAGAGGCCAAAGAGAAGGCAGCAGCCAAUGGAGGGAAAAAACCAACGUACAUGUUACUUCGUCUUGGGGGUGGAAACUCAAAUAAGAGGAAAGGGGGUUUCUUUAGAGGUCUAUUUAAAAAGCAAGAUGGCACCAGUGAUGAUUUCAAGAACAGUAGUGUGUUACUGGGUAAGGUUGCUGCGGCGACUAAUUGGCUUACCAAACGGUUUCUGUCGAAAAAAAUGCAAGAAAAUUCCACGCAUCAUGGCUUAAGCGGUCGUAGAGGAAAUCCACAACAUUCCAGCUCCAGACGGUUUCUGCACGGUUACCACAACAAUGGUUAUGAGUUUGAGGAGGAAGAUGAUGGAUAUGGCCAACACCAUGUAGUUGCCCAGAGAGAUUACAGGUAUGAUGAUGGCUAUGGUGAUUAUGGGGUUGAGUCAGAACCAGGGUAUGGAAGACAGGGUCAGUAUGGCUUCUAUGAUAAUGAGAUGGGAGGCGCAGACUAUCAAGACCUAGGGUACUAUGAGGAAGAUGUACUCUAUGAUCCAAAUGGAGAGUAUUAUGAUGAUGGACUUUAUGAAUACAAUGACACUUAUUCCUCUGCCCAGGGGUAUUAUGAUACUCAGGAAGCAAAUUAUUAUGGGUACCAGCAACAACAGACAAUGUAUGGUGAUGAAGCCCUGGACUACUAUGCUCAAAUGAAUAUGGGUCAUAUAUAUGGAGGGGAGAUAGGAGGAUUUCUUGAUCCUCAGGCUCAGGUUUAUUAUGAUGAAAACGGUCAGGGAGCUUACUAUGCAAAUGGACAAAUGGGUUACCUUGACAUUGGGCCAGCAGGUUAUCAUGAGGAUCCUUAUACUGCAACUAUGGGAAUGCAAGGAGGAUUUCAACCAGGUUAUCAGCUUGGAUAUAGCGAGGCUGGUAUGCAGUACCAAGACUUGAGCUCACAACAGACUACAUUCCCCCUUGAAGGCCAACAGGUCUUUGGGAUUGGGGUGCCAGGUAUAGAUAAUGUAGACGGCCUCAAUGGGGACCGAUUUGCAGGUCAGAUGAAUCAAACUGGGGAUUACUUUGGUGGAAUUCAGCAAGGGGACAUUACAUUUAGAGUUCCUAGACCUCAAGUGCGCCUGUUUGGAAAAGAGCGACUAGAUGUUCCUUUGCCUCCUCCACCAACUUUGCCUCCAGAUCAAGAGUUUGAAGACAUGUCAGAUAUCCAGUAUGAAGACCAGAUCCCUCUUGCACCAUAUCAACUUGGAGACAUGAUGUCAUUGCAACAGCAAAUACCAUUAUCAGAACAACAAAUGCCUAUGUUUCCUGUUCAACAGCAACAACUACUAUCAACACAACAGAUAAUGUUCCCACAGCAGCAGAUGAUGUUCCAACAAGAGAAUAGUAUGCUGCCUCAAAUGAUGCCUAUACAGAUGUCACCACAACAGCAGUUGAUGCCCGAGCAAAUUAUGUCCCCACAGCAGCAGAUGAUGUCAGAGCAGUUGUUGCUCCAACAACAACCAAUGUCUCCACGACCAGUUUCACCACAGAUGAUAACAGACCCAAUGAUGAUACCACAGCCGCAGGGUUACAACUUCCCAACAAUCCCAACACCAACAGCCAUGAUUAUUAAACAAGCGAGCAUGUCUCCUCUUCCUGCACGCCGCAUACAACCUUCUCCCACUCCAUCUUGCCGCACUGUCAUCAUGCCCUCUCCACAAAUGCAACACCAUCCUUCUGCCAUGGUUUUGACAGCACCCACCCCUAUGGUUGCACAAAGGCAGAUCCCCUCCCCACAACCUUCCAUAAGGGGUGGGUUAAUUAAUGCCCAAAGACCUCGAUCUGUUUUGUCUAGACAGAUUUCACCUCCUGCUUCUCCAAUGGUGUCUCCAGUUCUUCAUCGUAGAGUACAGUCUCAAAGGUCACCUUCUCCUUUGGCUCGAGCACCUUCACCCCCUCAUUCUCCCCGUGCCUCCAUAAUUCGUCGUAGUCCUCCACCAUUGGAGAGAGGACCAAUGAGGUACCAUUCUCCACCAUCAUCACCCCACGUUUCCAUGAGGAUGCAAGGUCUCCAGUCAUCACCCACACCUGCUCGAAGUCCAUUUGGAGGGAGAAAGAUGCAAGAACCACCUCCACUCUCCCCUGGUCUUGCAUCACCGCCUCUGUCUCCUCAGCUAAGUCGAAGGCCCUCGCCCUCGCCCUCUCCUUCUCACCGAAGUUUAUCUCCUGCAGGGCCUCGGCCAGCUCCAUCCUCUCCUACACUUUCUCGUCGCUCAACUCGACUGCUCAGGGACCCCACACCAUUGGCCAGGCCUAGGGCAUUAGGAAAUGUUCCUUUAGGUACUGUCAGACCCUCCCCCAUGGGUCUUAGAGGACGUCCAGUGCCCCCACCCACACAGAAUGUGCGUCCAUUUCGUGCAUCUUCUGUAAGAAGUAAUAGAUCUUCUGUUCUUACGAUAGACUCCCUUCACUCUUCUCCUUUCCAUUCUCCUCUCAUGGUCCAACGUGUUCCCCUAGCGAGAAGAGAAUCUGGCCGUCUUCCUCUUCGCCCCGUUGCUCGAGGUCGUCCCCUCAGAGCCCAGCAGUCGAUAAGGAGGAUGCCUCCUCCUUCCCCACAGCCCUCCAUGAAACAUAUGUCACGCAGUCCAUCCCCUCGCUUCUCUCCUCAACUGAAUCGUCAGUCCUAUGUUUCAGAUCCUUAUGCUGAUUCUUACACUGAGCGGUCACAACAAUUUGUUGCCCCCUCUUCUCCCAGGUUGUCCCGUUCUUUACAGAACCAAGGUAUUCAACCAGGUGCUUUUUCAGCCCUUAGAACAGAGGCAGCACAAAUGGGGGGCAUGGGUCAGAUGGCUACAGAAUUAGUAGAACCUUGUUAUCCUGCAGUGCAAAGACCAAUGUCUACUUAUGAGCAACCUUUGCUUCCUCCUUCACAAAUGCUUUCUGGAGCUCUGCAAAACCAGGCAGUGAGAGAAGCAUCCUACAUUUAUCCGCUUCAGAGACCUCAGUCUCCACAUGUCCAAUCUGUACCAUCAUCUCCAUUGCUCUCUGGAGCUAUGAGACAUAGUCAGGCAAUCAGAGGUGUGGCUUCUUAUCAAAUUCCACAGUUACAAUCACCAUACGGACCAACUGUUGUUAUGCCAUAUGAUUACAUCUCUGAGCCUGGCCCACCGCCAUUGCUUCAAGAUGCACUGCAAAACCAAACUGGUUUUGCACUGCGUUCUAACACUGAGCCAUCACAAUUUGUUGUCCCAUCUUCUCCCAUGUUAUCACAUUAUUUGCAGAACCAAGGUAUUCGACCAGAUGCUAUUUCAGCCCUUGGACCAGAGGCAGCCCAAAUGAUGGGCAUGGGUCAGAUGGUUCCAGAAUUAGUAGAGCCUCAUGAUCAUACACUGCAGAGACCAAUGUCACCUUAUGAGCAGCCUUUGCUUCCUCCCUCACAAAUGCUCUCUGGAGCACUGCAAAACCAAGCAGUAAGAGAAGCAUCUUAUGUUUCUCCACUUCAGAGACCUCAGUCUCCAUAUGCCACAUCUGUACCAUCAUCUCCAUUGCUUUCUGGCGCCAUGAGACACAGUCAGGCAAUGAGAGGCAUGGCCUCUUAUCAAACUCCACAGAUGCAAUCCCCUUAUGGACCAUCUCUUGGUACGCCAUAUGAUUACAUCUCUGAGCCUGGCCCAGCACCAUUGCUUCAAGAUGCACUGCAAAACCAAACUGGUUUGCAUAAUGUGUCAAAUUUAAAAUCUCCUAUCAUGCAACGUCGCAAUCCCUAUGCCCCAGCUGGUCCUCAGCUUCACAAUGCCCUUCAGCAGAACCCAAAUCUCCGCCAGGCAUCCUAUCUGACCCCUGUGCAACUCAGACAGUCCUCAGUUGUACCUCAAUCACCCUCUUCACCUAUGUUGGGAAGAGCCCUGCAAAACCCACAUUUGAUGCAGGCAUCAUACCGGCUGCCAGAGAGAACCUUGAUAAGCCCUUAUACAGAUCCCCGUUCUUCACCAUUGCUUGGUCAUGCAUUGCAAAACCAACAACUCCGGAGUGCCUCAUAUAUAAUGCCUGAUGGAUCAGUUAUAAGGGACCCGCGUCUACUUCAGAAGCCAAUGUCACCUAACCUUUCUGGAGCUCUUCAAAACCAGCAUCUGAGGACAGCUUCAUAUACUCUACACGAUGGCACCUUUAUGGAUCCCAGACAGAAACAUCCUAUUUCCCCAAACCUUAGUAGGGCCUUGAACAACCCAGCCAUACGUGAAGCUUCUUACUCUUUUCCUGAUGGUACAAUUGUGAUAGCCUCCGAAACAGAAAAGACACCCAACCUUACCGCAGCACUUCAGAACCCUUAUCUGAAGAGUGCUUCGUACACCCUCCCGGAUGGCACUAUCAUCAUUGAUCCACGGAAACCUACCUCUCCAAAUCUGUCUAAUGCUCUUCAACACUCCUCAUUACGGAAUGCCUCAUUCACACUACCACAGGGAGUUCGAGAUCCAUCUAUACCAGUGUCACCAAAUCUGGCAAAGGCUCUAGGUAACCAAGCCUUGAGAGCUGCUUCAUACACCCUUCCAGAUGGAACUAUUAUUGUGGACCCUAGGAAGCCAAAGAGUCCAAAUCUGACAGCAGCCCUGCAAAAUCCAUAUUUAAAAGGCAUAUCCUACGCUCUGCCUGAUGGAACAAUCAUCAUUGACCCAAGAAAACCAGUUGGUCCUAAUCUGUCCAAAGCUCUUCUAAACCAGAACCUUCGUACUGCAACAUACCAGCUCCCUGAUGGUACUUUAGUUCUGCCUGGCCAGAAGCCAUCCACUCCAAACCUGACAGCUGCUCUUAGGCAGAAUCAGGGACUUCGUUCUGCUGGUCUCUAUGCUCUCUCUGAUACCUCAGGCCUAUCAGGUGCACCCAAACACACAAGCCCCAACGUUGCCUCUGCACUGCAGAAUGAAGAACUACGUGGUGUCACUUACAGGCUUCCAGAUGGCUCUCUUCUCACACGCCGGUUCCACAACCCAAAACUAUCUGAUGCCAUCCAAAACCAGCAGCUUCGUUAUGCUUCAUACACCGUGCCAACAGAACUUCAGGGGGAGGACCAUCGCUAUGCUGUGAUACCUCCAUACGGGCCACGAUCUGGCCACUGGGCCAGGAACGCGAGUGGUGGAGGUGAAGGUGGGGACGAUGUUUGGGCAGCUGAGAGGGUUUUGCCACAUGGGACACUUCAGAAUUUGUCAAAGUGGUCCAUGUACAAAGAAGAUGGGGUGUUGGAAGGAUAUUCACCAAGCCCUCGGGUUGCAGAGAAACUGCCUCAGAACCUAGAGUGGACUCCUGGCAGAACUAGGGUACCAGGCCAAAGCUGGUAUGACAAGAUCUAUUCUGUAAUAAGCAUGCCCACUACAGGCCACAGAGUUGUACGCUGGGCAGAGGGAAUGGAAGACCUAACUCAGCUCCCUGAGCUGAAUGAGACCACAGUUCUAUUGAACCUGAAGAAACGCUUCGACCACGAACUUAUAUAUACCUACAUAGGGCGCAUCCUUGUGUCUGUUAACCCUUACAAGCUGCUUAACGUCUAUGGCACAGACAUGGUGCACCAGUAUGAAGGCCACGGUCUGAGUGACAACCCCCCUCAUCUCUUUGCCAUUGCUAAUCUCUCAUAUACAACCAUGAUGGAUGCCAAAAAGGACCAGUGUAUUGUUAUCAGUGGAGAAAGUGGGUCAGGAAAGACUGAGGCUACUAAGCUGAUCUUGCGUUACCUGACAGCCAUUCAUCACAAACGCAAUGUCACACAACAGAUAGAGAUCCUCGAGGCUACACCCCUGCUGGAGUCUUUUGGGAAUGCCAAAACAGUCCGCAAUGACAACUCUUCACGCUUUGGCAAAUACACACAAAUCUACAUGGAUGAGGGUGUAAUCAGUGGUGCCAUAACGUCUCAGUACUUGUUGGAGAAGUCCCGCAUUGUCUUUCAGGCCAAAUCAGAAAGGAACUAUCAUAUCUUCUAUGAAAUGCUGGCAGGUCUUCCCCCUCAUGAGAAGCACUCACUGUAUCUCCAGGAGGCUGAGACGUACUACUAUCUGAAUCAGGGAGGAAACUGUACCAUAGAGGGUAAGGAUGAUGGGGAAGACUUCAGGCGUUUGCUGAGUGCCAUGGAUAUUCUGUGCUUCACCCCAGAGGAGCAAAAUGGAAUCUACAGACUUCUGUCUUCUGUGCUUCAUCUGGGGAAUGUCUACUUCCAGCCACAUCAGGUUGAAGGCCAGGAGGCUGCGUUGGUGGUGAGUGCACAGGAGAUCAGAGUGGUAGCUGAGCUGCUUCAGGUCUCACCGGAGAGUCUGCAGAAAGCUGUAACUUAUAAAAUGACUGAUACAGUGAGGGAAAAAAUCUAUACUCCAUUGACAGUGGAUAGCGCUUUAGAUGCCAGAGAUGCCGUUGCCAAGAUCCUCUACUCGCUGCUUUUUAGUUGGCUGACAGAGCGCAUCAAUGGACGGGUCUACCCUCGCAACGAAGCCCUCUCCAUCUCCAUACUGGACAUAUUCGGAUUUGAGGAGCUACAGGUGAACAGUUUUGAGCAGCUGUGCAUCAACUUCGCAAAUGAAACUUUGCAGUUCUACUUUAACAGAGUUGUCUUCCAGGAGGAGCAGGAGGAAUACAUGCGGGAGCAGAUCCAGUGGCAGCAGCAGCCCUUCAGCAACAACCAGGCAUGUCUUGACCUUAUUGCUGCAAAGCCUUAUGGGAUCCUGCGCAUAUUGGAUGACCAGUGCGGUUUUCCCCAGGCAACAGACCACACCUUCCUUCAGAAGUGCCACUAUCACCAUGGAAACGACCUGCUGUAUGCCAAGCCCAAGAUGCCACUGCCAGAGUUCACCCUGAAACACUACGCAGGGAAGGUCACCUACCAGGUUCACAAAUUCUUGGAUAAAAACUUCGACCUGGUUCGACAGGAUGUUUUAGACCUCUUCAUUCAAAGCAGGAACAGAAUGGUAUCAAGCCUAUUCUUGAAGCAUUCAGAGUCUUUGUCACAGCAGCGCUCCAAUUUGCGUCGCAACAGCACGGCACGACGUCAUCAGGCCAACACGGUCAGCGCAAAGUUCCAGAGCAGCUUGCAGGAGCUGCUCUGGAAGAUGGAGAGGUGUAACCCUUAUUUUGUGCGAUGCAUCAAGCCAAACCAUCAAAAGAAGCCUGAAAUGUUUGACAUGGAUCUGGUCAACACUCAGCUGCUUUAUAGUGGUAUUAUGGAGACCAUCCGUAUAAGGAAGCAGGGUUAUCCAGUGAGACUGCCCUUUCACAGCUUCCUAUCAAGGUAUAAACCUCUGCUAUGCCUCAAGGAUCCUCUGCCAGCAGAUGGAGAAAAUUGUGUUAUCAUGCUUCACAAACUCUGUCCAGUCAAGCAAGGCUCAUAUCAGGUGGGGGUCAGUAAGAUUUUCCUGAAAGAAGAGCUGUAUCAGCUGUUGGAAGGGAAGCAUGACCGUGUGUUGGACAUAGCUGCCAUGACACUGCAGCGAUACACCCGCACGUGUUUUGUCCGGCAGAACUUUCUCAAAUUCAGGCGAGGUAUAACUCGCUUUGAAGCCCGCUGCAGAGGCUACCUGGCCAGAAAAAAGUUUGCUCUAAGGAGGAAAUACCUCAUCCGACUUCGUUCUGCCGUGUUGCUAAUUGUCAACUGUCAGCGCUACAUGAGGACAGUGGUUGAGCCUGCAAGGAAGGCAGAGGAGGAUCGGAUCAAUCGUGAAGUUGUGAAUGUGACAACAUUGCCUAUCCCUGCAGAACUCGCUGGCCUGCUGCAGGCCGUUUCAGGGGGUGAAGAGCUGCAUUCUGACUGCUUGGCGGUGGUUCAGGCUCCAAAGGUUCAGGUGGACCCUCAGCUAAUCCUGCCCCUCGAUAUCAAUAACUACCUCAUGACACACUCCAUCCGGACCAUGUUCAGGGAGCCACUAUUUGGAAUGCUCACUGCUCCACUGGAUAAUUCCCUGAUUCGUCUGGAUGAGGAGCUUAAGCAGGGAUCUCUGAACGUUUUUACUCUGAUACUCCGGUUCAUGGGUGAUCCGAACUUAAACGGAGCUCAGGAAAACAUGUUUGGAAACUACAUCAUCCAAAGGGGACUAGCCAACCCCAGCCUUAGAGAUGAGAUCCUGGCUCAGAUCGCUAACCAGGUGUGGAGAAAUCCUAACAUGCUAAACUCAGAGCGGGGCUGGCUUCUUCUCUCCUCCUGUCUGUCUACCUUCCUCCCCUCUCAAAGGCUGGCUAAAUACUUCCUCAAGUUUGUGUCAGACUAUGGCCCAGAGGGCUAUGACUGCGUGUGUCAGAACCAUCUGCUUCAGGCUCUACAACACAUCAGCGCCGGACCCGAGUAUGUCCGGACAUACCCACCUUGUCUGCUGGAGUGGACCGCCAAUCGCAAGAAAGCCCACACUGUCCUGCACGUACACUGCCUGGAUGGUGUGUCCUUCCUGUGUCCGCUGCAUUCCUGGACGACAGGAGAGGAGCUUGCCAAAAACAUCUUACAACACAGGGGUUUGUUAGACGGCCGCCGAGGGUGGUCGGUGCUGCUGAAGGAGCCGGCUCAGUGGGUUGAACUUGAGGGCUCAGACUACGUUAUGGACUUGAUGUCAGACUUGGAGCUUCCUGCUGAUUUCCCCAAACACAAUAGCUACUUCAUCAUCUCUGCUCUGGAGCCGGCCAGAGUUCGGCCCAAUGCCAGCAUAAGCCUGUUGGGUGGUGGGUUUGACAUGAGGGGUGACAUCAUUCCCUCAGCCAAAUCUGGCUCCUAUUGCCUCACCCAAGAUUUAGAGCCUCACAGAGGGAUGGAUCGCUAUCUCGACAGCCUGUUUGACCCUGUACUGUCUGACGGAGCUGGAGAAGUAGAAUCAGUGGCAGGACUGUCGGGCAGGAUGAAGGGAGCCGGGGGAGUUGGUGGGAAGUGGCAACAGCAGGGGCAGUCCUCCAUCCACCCACCUCCUGGAGCUGUGAGAGUCCUUCCUGUGGGAGGUGUGAUGUCGCCUCCUGUUGCUGCUGUAGCACCUGCAACACCUGAAGACCAGCAGGCUGUUUUGGCCCAGCAGCAGCAGGCGAUUGUGAACCAGCAGGCCGUCAUCAUGGCGCAGCAGAUGGCCAUGCAACCCAUGGCCAUGGUCAGCAGCCCCGUGUCAAGCCCCCCGACCUCACCGAUCACGAGCCCUCCCAUGAGUCCAGUGCCCUAUCACCACCCGAGCUCACAUGCUCUCGCCAGCCCAUACGCUGUCAUACCCCCAAGUCCAUAUGCGAACAUCCCACCGAGCCCCUACGCCAACUUCACUCCGACUCCCUAUGCAGCAGCAGUGUUCCCGCCCACACCUUAUCCUUCCUCUGCUCAGUGGGAUCAGACUGUAUCACAGCCAAACACUCAGCCCCCUGCUAAUCCCCCGACUGAGCCUCCAGCCCAGCGGCAGCCUCGGCCCGCCUGCCGUGACCCUCAUCUGAGCUCCUCCAAAGCUGAGCCAGCACAACCAACAUUUAAACCUGCUGCACAGACGCAGACAGGCGUGGACAGUGUUUCUCGAAGAAAAGCUCCAGGCGUCCCCAUUAACAAGGAAUCAGCCAGGAAAUUUGCACCACCGGUGACGUCUCAUCCACCCCCUGCCGGAGAAGUGGUGAAGUAUUCAUCUCAGGGUGCAGAUCACAUCGUCCCCAGCCAAGAUAUUCAAGAAAUUAUCAGAAGAUACAACUCCCCAUCGCCACCAGUAGACCCACUGCCACCUGACACAAGGAAACCAGAUGGGAAGUUCAAGAAGAAGCAAACGCCUCGUGAUGAAGCUCUACAGAUCCUCAAACCCCAGAUGGACAAUCCUCCUGUUCCACAGCCCAAACGUCCUGUUGGCCCGUCACCCUCUGCUUCGGCGAUGAAACAGUCGGGCUUCAAACCUGCCAAAAGCACAAAGAUGAGGGCUCCGGAUCGUCCUUUUCCUAAACCUCCCCCAGUAUCUCGAGAGCUCCCAGUAGAGACAGAGACCAUCCAGACCCAGCUUCAUCAGAGCACCAAUGAGGAGCAUUACACCUAUACCAAUGUGCCCUGGAGGCUGUAUCUCAGAAAGGAGGUGUUUUAUCCCAAAGACAGCUUCAACAAUCCUCUGUUGCUAAAUCUCGUUUUCAAACAGAUAGUGAAUGACACCCUGUCAGAGGCGUGUGUUCGCAUCACCCAUGAUGAAAGGCAGAAAAUGAAAGCCCUUUUUGCCAAACACGGUGUUGAGCAGAAUAUGGAUCCGGUGGAGGAGCAUGUGAAGAAAACGAUUAUGACAGCAGCCAGGGAGACCUGGGAAAUUUACUUCUCCCGACUGUUUCCUGCCUCGGGUAGUGUAGGAACAGGUGUGCAGGUGUUGUCAGUGUCCCACAGCGGUAUCAAAUUACUGAAGACCGUGAAAAGCAGCGCAGCAGCUCCAGACUACUUCAGAGUCCUUCGCCCAUACACGUAUGCAGACAUUCUGUUUGUGACCAUCCCAUCUGAGAAUAUGCUGGAGUUCAAUCUGACCAACGAGAAGCUGAUUCUUUUCUCUGCCAAGGCCUUGCAAGUCAAACAUCUCAUAGACACGUUCAUCAACGAGAUCAAGAAGGACUCGGACUACGUCAUCGCAGAGCGUAACUUUGUGACAGAUGACCGCUCGAUGCUCAGCUUUCAUAAAGGUGACAUCGUCAGGUUGCAGGUCAUGGAUGGACUGGAGAGAGGUUAUAGCUACGGCUGUGUAGUGAGGAAGAAGGUUGUGUUUUUGGAGGAGCUUAAACGAGACACUGAAGACUUUGGUUGGAAGUUUGGUGCCGUGUUUGGCCGCUCUGGGGCAUUCCCAGCCGAUUGUGUCCACUCCGUUGCUCCUCCUGAUUUCCUAUCGUUGCCACUGGACCGAAAGGCCGAGCCUCGAGGCGGAGCGGACCAGUUUGCUGCAUCAUCAGCCAUUGCUGUUGCUGUGGCGUCCACCAUGGCUGCACACGAGAUAGAUCAAACUAUUGAGAGAGUUUCACUUGAUGGCUUCUCUGAUGGAGAGCCUGAUGAGAGGGCACUGCAGGACAGUAAAUAUGACAUGCUGGAGUUUGCCAAGAAGUUCUUCAGACAGGCACCGAGCGGACAGGGAGACUCCCUGAAGAGUAAAUACAAGAAGAGAGAAUCCAGGGAGCCAAUUGAAAUGAUCAAGUUCUCCAAGACCCCUCUGACUGAGUCUCUGAUAGAGUUCACAGAUUUAGCUAUGAACCGAGUGGCAGCUGAUCUCUUCCUGUGCAUCAUGCGUUUCAUGGGUGAUUCUCCAUCGAGGGGUUCAACAGAACAAGAAAUGGUCAGCACAUUCCUUAAGCUCAUUGGAGAAUUCACCUUGAUGAGGGAUGAAUCUUACUGCCAGCUCCUCAAACAGCUUACUGCCAACACCAGCUCCAAACCAGAUAGUUGCCAACGAGGCUGGAGGCUGCUGUACAUUCUGACUGCCUACCAUCGCUGCUCUGAAGUCCUCAAGCCUUUCCUGCUAAAAUACCUGCAGCAGGCUUCUCGCAGUGCAGGAGCACAGUAUCAAGGCAUAGCUAAAGCAUGUGAGCAGAAUCUGAAGAAGACAUUUCUGUACGGCGGUCGGAUUGUUCCACCCAACAACAUGGAGCUGAAAGCAAUGAUGGCGGGACGCAGCUCAAAGCGUCAGCUGUUUCUCUUCCCUGGAGGCAUUGAUCGCCAUGUGAAAAUCAAAACGUGUACUGUUUCCCUGGAGGUAAUCGAGGAGUUGUGCUAUGAGAUGGGAUUGCACACACUGGAGGCCAUGGAAGAAUAUGCCAUAUUUUUAGUCACCAACAGAGGUCAGAAUGUGCGUCCCCUGAACAAGAACGAGUAUAUCCUGGAUGUAGCCACUGAGGCCGAGUCAGUCGACUCCGGCUACAGUGUCUGGUUCCGGCGAGUUGUCUGGACUCAGCCGCUCAGGUUUGAGAACGAGCUCUGUGUCGCCAUGCAGUAUAACCAGAUCCUUCCGGACUAUCGUAAAGGUCUACUCAAUGUUCUCUCACAUGGAAAAGUGAGCAAUCAACAGUUCCACCAAAUCUCCAAGCUGGCUGCUUUGCAGCAUAGAGCCAAGGACAUCAUCUACACUCCCAGCAUACACGAGCUAUCAGAGUACAUCCCCGCACCUCUCUUCAAAAAGCAGCCUCCACAGCAGUGGGUUACCAUGGCGACGCAGCACAUGCAGCAAGUACAGCCUCUAAGUCCGCACCAGGCCAGGGCACAGUUUCUUGGCCUGGUCAGUGCGUUCCCCAUGUUUGGUUCCUCGUUCUUCUACAUCCACAGCAGCAGCUCCACUACCUUCUAUGCUCCUUGCAUUCUUGCUGUCAACCCACGAGGUCUCCACUUCCUGCACAAAAAUACACAUGAGCUGAUGGCAGCGGUCCCUAUAGUAGAGGUGCAGUCUAGCCGCACCCAGAGGCCCGGCGCUGGAACCAGUUACCCAUAUGUGGACCUAACUGUGGGGGACAUGAACACACAGCGGGUCAUUCAGCUGCAGUUGGAGCAGGGCCUGGAGCUGUGUCGAGUUAUUGCCAUGCAGGUAGAAAACAUGAUGUCCGUGAGAGAAAAGAGGCACACUCUGCCACCCAGCGAAAUCACCAUGCUGUGACAUCUACACGUGUCCUAAUGUGCACAGAUGUUUCCGCACAUGUAAAUCCAACUACCUCCAUUUACAUUCAGGUGUUUGUUGAAAAAUGCAGCUGAGUGAUAAACGUGGAUCUAUCGCAUUAUUUUUAUUUUGUAUUUAUCAGCACAUAAGUAUAGUAUCUUUGGCAUAAUGUCUUUACAACUGAUCAGUCCCAUGUGUUAUCAUGUUACAUUUGUAUGAUUAACAGGUAAUUUUGAUUUGUAAAUAAACAAGUUGAUGUAUUUUGUAAAACAAAUAUUUUGUCAGAAAAAAUUAAAUACUUUAAAGAGAA